This is a messenger RNA of Aedes albopictus (Asian tiger mosquito), 4689 nucleotides long. Its product is annotated as putative odorant receptor 92a. Gene Ontology annotation, molecular function: olfactory receptor activity; odorant binding. Gene Ontology annotation, biological process: detection of chemical stimulus involved in sensory perception of smell; sensory perception of smell. The record is from RefSeq and is a predicted model, not a curated record. The transcript is spliced from 5 exons. NCBI's taxonomy places the organism in Eukaryota, Metazoa, Arthropoda, Insecta, Diptera, Culicidae. Bases 94 to 1146 code for a protein of 350 amino acids. Gene Ontology annotation, cellular component: plasma membrane.
AUUAUCAAGCUACUUCAGUUCUACGGUUUCUGGAGCCACCCCUACCAAGGGCAUCGUUUGUGGAAACCACUGUGUCAUAUUGGAGUCAUCGUAAUGUGCCUUCUGGGUCCCGGAGUAGUCUUCAUCGUACGCAAUAGUUUCGACUUUGCGAGUGCCAUCAGUGCCGCCAUCGAAUCGAUGGGAUUCAUCAACACGGUUCUGUUGGGAACGAACCUGCUGUACCACCGUUCGGCUCUGGAAAGUGCGUACGGAGACAUACGGUUCGCUCUACAGACGGCCAAGUCCGCUGCGAACGCCGAGGUGUUACGAAAUAUAAAAUUUCUGGAGAAGUCCACGAGUUUCCUGUUCAAGGGCUAUACUGUGUUCCAGUCGGUCGUGGGAACUGGCUACGCUUUGACAAUUCCCAGUUUGACGCUGGUUCAUUACACGAAGACUGGUCAGCUACCUCCACUGCAUGGAAUAUUCGAGGCAGACUUCUUCGUGUUCGAUUACACUACCAAAUUCUGGCUGUGGGUGGUAAUCAUCGUUAUUGGGAGCUUCGGUAUGCUGUGCUUGAUCUCUGUUCUGGUUAUAGUGAGCAGCUUCAACUGGAGUUUAGUGCACUAUCUUAUCGGUUUGUUUAAGAUGGUACACAGCAGACUAUCCUGUCUAGACGACCUUACAGAUCAGCAGUCACGUCAAAAAGAACUCAACGAAAUAGUUCUACUACAGGAGCUCGUCUAUAGAUGUGCACGAACGGCGGAAAAUGCCUUGAACAUAUUCUUGCUGACGCAAUUCGGAACGUGUGUCGUUGCCAUCUGCUUGACAAUGAUGACCCUGACAUUAGCAAGCAACGACCGGGAUUUGCUGAUCAAAAUGGUUCUCAUGUUGGCGUACAUUCUCUUCAACAUCUUCGUCUACUCCAUGCUGGGACAAGAGCUCAUCUCUACGAGUACUUCUGUGGCUGAUGCCGCCUACGGAACACGAUGGUACGAUUGGUCACUUUCUGAGCAACGUAACGUACUGUUCGUUGUGAGCAGAUCUCAAAAGAUGGCAGCGCUGACCACGGGAAAAUUUUUCGUUGUCAACCGAGCGACGUUCGCCGCGACUCUGCAGGCAGCCUAUUCCAACUUUACCAUCCUACGACAGAUGCUGGACUCACGUUGAUGGAACUUGAGAGUGGUAAUCGACAGACGGAGACAGAAGAUGGUAAUAAUAUAAUAUGAUAUGUAUUGAAUCAAAGACACCUUUCAUUACGGCGCAGUAUCAUAACGUCCGAGGCCAUAAUGCCCCAGGACAUUAUGGCGCAUUUUUUCGGGGCAUAACGUCCAAACAUGCAAGUAUGUCACGAAGUCCAAGGAAAGAAGGCACAUUGGAUCUUAUGACGCAUCCAAACUAUUGGACGUUAUUUCGCAAAAAAAAAACGCGACUUAACGACCGGGACAGAAUGGCCUCGGACGUUGUGAUCCGGCCCUUUUCAAUACGAUGCACCCAAGUAGCACCUGCAACUAAAAUAGAAAUAAUCAUCGUUUUAAACAUGUUGCAACUGAGUAUUCAUGAAACAAUGAGUUAUUAAAUAGUUAUAUUGUGAUUUCGGAUGUUUUCAUUCGGAUUCAGAAAAUAAAAACAUGUGAAACAAAUUUAAAACCAAUUCAAAACCUGUUGAAAAUACCAAACUGAGGUAUAACAUGUUAAUAACAUCUAGCAAAAUCAAAACAAACGUCAUCUUUAUUCGAAACUUGCGAAACCAAUUUGUAACUGAAGUAUGAUCUGAUUGUUUCAUUGAAUCUUAGUUACAACCAUUUACAAAACAUUGACACUAAUGGUUGUAAACAGUGCUGAAAAAAAUCAUUUCGUCAUAUCUAAAUUCAAUCACUUACAGCUAAUUUAAGAAACCGAACCUGAGAAUAUGGCAUAUGAAAAACUUGUGCGGCUAGACCAGUUCUACAUGAAAGUCACGGAAAACCACCAUUUUGCAAAGGUUUAAGGUAAAUGUCACGGACUACCUUCGAAAAAUCCCAAUGAUAUUCACGGUGAAUAUCAUUUGGCUUUUUUCAAAAGUAGUCCGUGACAUUUACCUUAAUUAUUCGAAAAAUGACAGUUUUUCCGUGACUUUCUCGCAGAACUGGACUAGCCGCACAAGUUUUUCAUACACCGUAUUCUCAGGUUCAGCUUCUAAAAUGAGCUGUAGGUGAUUGAAUUUAGAUAUGACGAAAUGAAAUUUUCAGCACUGGUUAUAAACAUGUUGCAUUUGGAACUAAGCUAGAACGUAACGAAAAUAAUUGACCAUAAAAACUAAAAAAAAAAAUACAAAUAAAAUCUACCUUUUUCUUCAUAAAUUUAUCGACUUAUUCCAUAAGUUCAUAAGAUUGAAUCAGAAAAAAAAUCUGAUUAGAACAUUGAGCCAAUAAAAAAACUAGGGGUGGGUAAUGUCCGAGAUAUAACCGCAAUGUUGACGUAGGACAAAGGCUGGAACGGUCAAAACCAAGACACGCUGUCAAAAUUCAAAUGGGUGGAGUGAUGCGUUGUGUUGUAAAAUUGUUAUGUAUGAUCCCCUUCGCUGAACACAUUCAUUGACUAGUUAAUUUAUUUUGAAGGUCAAGAAUUAAUUUAUUUUGAAGGUAAAUGAUCAAUCAACCGUUCUUCGAAAGUAUUUUCAUUGAACGGAUAAAAUUAUUAGAAUAUUAAAUGGCGCUAGAAAUACCAUUUUGAUUGGAGUUUCACGUAAAGUAAAAUAAUCUGGAUACGACAAACGUUGUUUACAUCUGAAAAGAACAAUUAGUGGCUUCUGUCGGUCGCUUUUAAUUAUCCGAUACCUCUUGAGGAAUCAUUUUCACUGAUCCUGAAAAGAAUCGUUUAAAUAACAGAAGAUUUUGGCAAGACAAUUGCAUGAAUUCAACACGCAAUGCGAGUUUAUUUUAUCCGCACUGAAUGCUGAAAGCCAUCGAAAACUGACGUCGCUUGCUGCCGUGGAUGAGAUUCCUGGUGCUAUCAGCACCAUAGUCGAGAGUCGUUGCUGAGUUGAUGUGCAGCUGCCUAGCUGGGAAGUGAUAUCCACUCUCCUUGACUGAUCUAUGGAAAAUGACGAAAAGAAACAGAGGGAACAGCUUUUAUGCCCCUAAAAGUAGUAGUAAAUUUUCAUUGAACGGAUAAAGUAACCAAAAUAUUUAAUGGUUUAGUUCAUUUUAAUUUGAAAAAUAUUAAAAUUAAAUUUUGUGUUUUACGCAAAAUUGCCCGAAAAAUGGAUAUUGCGUUGCUAAAAUCCGGUUGGAACCAUUAGUGGCCGGCUUCAUCGCUGUUGCUUAGCCACCAAGUAUUCAAUCUUUCACUUUUCGAUUACAUCACACUUUUCCCGAUCGAUGGAAUAACAUCCGAUUCACAACUCUUGAGGAAUCAUUUUCGAUGGCCCUGAGAAGAACCGUUGGAACAAUUGACGAUUUUAGAAUGAAUAUGACAUGAAUUCAUCAUGCCACGCAAUGCGAGUUGGUUUUCUCAGUGCUGAAUGCUGAACACCAUCGAAUAUUGACCCGCAGCUUGCAGCCAUGGAUGAGAUUAAUAUCUUGCUUCACUUUUGCUGAGCAACGAAUCUCUCAAUUUUUCACUUUUGAGUUGCACUAAACAUUUCUCGAUUGAUGGAGGAAUCCAAUCCAAUUUAUAACUCUUUAGGAAACAUUUUCGGUGGUCCUGAAAAGGCCCGUAUGAAUAAUGGACGAUUUUGAUGCCACGAAAUGCGUGUUGGUUUUCUCCGCUCUCAAUGCUUGACGCCGUCGAAAACUGGCCUGCCGCUUGCUGCCGUGGUCCGUGGAUGGAAUUCCUUGUGUAAUCGGCCGAGAAUCGUCGCAGUUGAUGUACUGCCAGCUUUGAAGGUGACAUCCACCUCCACCCUCCUUGACUGAUCCAACGAAAAUGACGGAAGAAAACAGAAGUCACUGCUUUUAUUCCCCUAGAUUAGCAGAUUAGGCUCCUCCCAUUUGGCUGGCUUUCCAGGUUAUUUCGUUUGCAUUACCCGCCCCGAAUGCUCCUGACGCAUCAAGCAACUAAUCAACCGAGAAAUGAGAAAAUUUUCAUUGAACGGAUAGAGUAACCAAAAUAUUGGAUAAUUUCGAUCAGUUUGAUUCGGAAAAUGUUUCAACUUAAUUAUUAUUAAACAAUGUUUCACGCAAAAUAGUCCGGAUAGAAUAAUACGAUGUUAAAUUCUGGGUGGAACCAUUAGGCCAUUAGUGACCGGCUUCAUCAUUAUUGCUGGGCCACCAAGUAUUCAAUCUUUCACUUUUCAGUUUCACCACACUUUUCUCGUUCAAUGGAAUAAAAUUAGCUGAUUCACAAACUCUUAAGGAAUAAUUUACGGUGGUCCUAAACCGUUUGAUUAAUUGACGAUUUUAGGAACGAAAUGGCAUGAAUUCACCAUGUCACGCAAUGCGUGUUGGUUUUCUCCGUGCUGAAUGAUAAACGCCACCGAAAACUGGACCGCCGCUUGCUGCCGUGGAUUAGAAUAAAGUCCAGUUUCACUAUUGCUGGCAACGAUGCUCUGUCUUUUGCAUUUUGGUUGCACUACUACAUCUCGAUCGAUGUUGGAAAUUAUCCAAUUAACUCUUGAGGAAUCAUUUUCGAUGGUCCUGAAAAGGACCGGUUUGAAUAAUGGACGAUUUUGAUGCAUUCACCAUGCCAUGCAAUGCGUGUUGGUUUUCUCUGCGGAGUGCGGAGAGUGCU